AUGGCUAUCUCCACUUACUUCUCUCUCCUCCUCAUCUUCCUAUCCCACUUCCCUUCCUCACAUGCAGAGCCAUUCAUCGGAGUCAACAUCGGCCAAGUCGCCGACAAUCUCCCUCCACCGUCCGAAACCGUCAAGCUCCUCAAAUCCUCUUCAAUUCAGAAAGUCAGACUCUACGGCGCCGAUCCCGCCAUCAUCAAAGCUUUGGCCGGAACCGGUAUCGGUAUCGUCAUCGGCGCCGGUAACGGAGACAUUCCUUCUCUCGCCGCCGAUCCUAACGCCGCCUCUCAAUGGAUCAACUCCAACGUCCUCCCUUUUUACCCCGCCUCCAAAAUCAUCCUCAUCACCAUCGGCAACGAGGUUCGGUCUAAUUUAAAAAAAUACAAAAAUUAA
Molecule: messenger RNA, 390 nt
Organism: Eruca vesicaria subsp. sativa (arugula)
Lineage: Eukaryota; Viridiplantae; Streptophyta; Magnoliopsida; Brassicales; Brassicaceae
Source: the annotation of a GenBank genome assembly